Molecule: messenger RNA, 4731 nt
Organism: Pan troglodytes (chimpanzee)
Lineage: Eukaryota; Metazoa; Chordata; Mammalia; Primates; Hominidae
Gene: ASB15
Product: ankyrin repeat and SOCS box containing 15
Exons: 13
Coding region: 414-2237 (607 amino acids)
Biological process (GO): intracellular signal transduction
Cellular component (GO): cytoplasm
Molecular function (GO): protein binding
Source: RefSeq, a predicted model, not a curated record
UACUUAAUUUUAGAUACACAGAAGCACACAUUGGCUCCAGGGCACUUCCUCUGAUUUAGGAAGGCAAGUCCCUGGAUAAGAAUGACAAGAUGAUCAUUCCAAAAGGAAAGCAGUCAAGACAGUGCAGGAGGUGAGACCAUCUUAUAGGAAGAGCAGUUGUCCAGCCUCUGGAAGAAAAAGCUCAGUGGAGAUCUGACAGCCUUCCUGGGGGAUAUUAACAGGGCUCCUGUGUUGCAGAGGAACAAUACUUUCUCAGCGUAGCUCUGAGAAAGAGAACCAGAAAAAGGGACCACUGACAGCAGCUGUUUGCAAUAGUUGACAAGGAGAAGGAAUAGAGGGAAAAGAUAGAGAAAAGAAGAGAUUUUGUUUCCUCUCAGAAAACCAAUGGUCCAAGUGAAAACACAAACACAAGAAUGGAUACUAAUGAUGACCCUGAUGAAGACCAUCUUACAAGUUAUGAUAUUCAGCUAAGUAUUCAAGAAUCCAUUGAAGCCAGCAAGACUGCACUUUGUCCUGAAAGAUUUGUACCCCUAAGUGCUCAAAACAGAAAACUUGUGGAGGCCAUAAAACAAGGUCACAUUCUUGAGCUCCAGGAGUAUGUAAAAUAUAAAUAUGCAAUGGAUGAAGCUGAUGAAAAAGGAUGGUUUCCAUUGCAUGAAGCUGUUGUUCAACCUAUUCAACAAAUACUUGAGAUUGUUCUGGAUGCAUCCUAUAAGACACUCUGGGAAUUCAAGACCUGUGAUGGAGAAACACCCUUGACUUUGGCAGUCAAAGCUGGUCUGGUGGAAAAUGUAAGAACUUUAUUAGAAAAGGGAGUGUGGCCCAACACAAAAAAUGACAAAGGAGAGACCCCCCUUCUGAUUGCUGUAAAAAAGGGCUCCUAUGACAUGGUGUCGACUCUGAUCAAACACAACACUAGCCUAGACCAGCCCUGUGUCAAGCGAUGGUCAGCAAUGCAUGAAGCAGCCAAGCAAGGCCGAAAAGAUAUCGUAGCUCUGCUGCUGAAACAUGGAGGCAAUGUCCACCUGAGAGAUGGAUUUGGAGUCACACCACUAGGCGUCGCUGCCGAGUAUGGUCACUGUGACGUAUUAGAACAUCUAAUCCACAAAGGUAGUGAUGUGCUUGCUUUGGCGGAUGAUGGGGCGUCGGUGCUGUUUGAGGCAGCAGGAGGUGGCAAUCCCGACUGCAUUUCCCUCCUGCUGGAAUAUGGAGGAAGCGGAAAUGUACCUAACCGAGCAGGACAUCUUCCCAUACACCGAGCUGCCUAUGAGGGGCAUUAUCUUGCACUGAAAUAUCUUAUCCCAGUAACAUCUAAAAAUGCAAUUCGGAAAAGUGGGCUAACACCAAUUCACUCAGCAGCAGAUGGACAAAAUGCACAGUGUCUAGAACUGCUCAUUGAAAAUGGUUUUGAUGUCAACACUCUACUUGCUGACCACAUUUCCCAGAGCUAUGACGAUGAGAGGAAGACUGCGCUGUAUUUUGCCAUUUCUAAUAAUGAUGUUCAUUGCACAGAAGUCCUUCUGGCUGCAGGUGCAGACCCAAACUUAGAUCCCCUCAACUGUCUACUUGUGGCAGUGAGGGCCAAUAAUUAUGAAAUUGUCAGGCUGCUUCUCUCCCAUGGAGCUAAUGUCAAUUGUUAUUUUAUGCAUGUGAAUGACACUCGUUUCCCCAGUGUCAUUCAAUAUGCCCUAAACGACGAGGUAAUGCUGAGGCUAUUGCUGAAUAAUGGCUAUCAAGUGGAGAUGUGCUUUGACUGCAUGCAUGGUGACAUCUUUGGAAAUUCAUUUGUGUGGUCAGAGAUACAGGAAGAGGUGCUGCCAGGAUGGACAUCUUGUGUAAUAAAAGAUAACCCGUUCUGUGAGUUUAUUACAGUUCCUUGGAUGAAGCACUUGGUAGGCAGAGUUACUCGUGUACUAAUAGAUUACAUGGAUUAUGUUCCUCUGUGUGCUAAACUGAAGUCUGCACUAGAAGUACAGAGAGAAUGGCCAGAAAUCCGCCAAAUACUAGCUUGGAGAUUGCAAGACAGAGAAAAAUGGUGCGGCUUAGAUAAGUUAAUUUCUCAAGAGAAUCCUUGUUCAUUGAAGCAUUUGUGUCGGUUAAAAAUUCGAAGGCUUAUGGGUCUCCCAAAACUCUGCCAGCCAGCCUCAGUGGAGAAGCUUCCUCUACCACCAGCUAUUCAAAGAUACAUAUUAUUUAAAGAGUAUGAUCUCUAUGGACAAGAGCUAAAAUUGACAUAACUUAAUAUUUUAAAAUGUGAUUUAAAAAAAAUGUUGAAAUGUGAUUCCCUCAGAUAAUUUCUUGUAACCAUUUUACAUCCUUAAUUGUAAAGUGUAUUUAAAUUCAUUGACAGUUUUAUAGGUUAUCAUGUGUUCUUAUGGGAACACCAUGAUUUAUGUCUUUAAAGACAUUUGCAUUUUUUAAAGAUAGUAUUUUGAACUUAGAUUUGUAUAUUUGUUUGCUACAAGUCAUCAAACUCUCCCUAUCAAGUGGCUCCUACAAUAUCCACAAUCAAGUCUCUAUGUUUAAAAAACAGAUAACCACUUUCUCAAACCCACAUCUGCCAGUUGCUGGCCAGAUUCUCCUGUCUUUCACGGUCUUGCUGUGUAAAAGAGCUCCUCCUGCCUGUAAGUUCACAGACUGUGAUCUGGCAUCUGACCCUCCACUGCUUUUCUCAAGGUCCCUGACAAUCUCUUUGUUGCUAAAUUCAGUGAACAUUCUUCAGUCCCUCUUCCAAUCGAUUCCUACAGCAUCUAACAUUGUUGCCUGUUCCUUGCUUGAAAUGAUAUCUCUUUCCUUGUUUCUCGCAAAACCUGUUCUCUUGGGUGUCCUCCCACCUCCCUGGACACUCUGUCUCUGGCUUCUUUCUGCCUAGCUCAUCUCUAGCCAAUCUUACAGUUAUAUAUCUUAAGCCCUCUUCUCUUUGUUCUUUAAGUUAUAUAUCCUAAGCCCUCUUUGCUUUGUUCUCUGGGAUAUUUUAUCCACAUCCAUGGUCUUAAUCAUUUUGCUAGAGACUACAAAAUUUCCAUCCGAAGCUCAGCUCUUUCUCUCAUGUUCUCCUGACCUAUGUAGACAAUUGGCCUCAUGAACAUUUGAACACAAAGACACCUCAAAUUCAACAUGUCCCCAGAUGAACUAAAAAAAAAAAAAAAAAAAAAAAAAAAAACUCUUUCUCGAGCUCAGUAGUUAGCACAAUGCUCGAUUCAGUUUCCAAAGAAAAAAGCCUGGACAUUAGGUUUGACCAUCCCAUUUUCCUCACCCAAUAAGACAAAUCACCAAAUCCUAUUAAGUUUAUCUCCUGAAGUCAUCUUCCACUCAGCGCCCCCCCCCUCAACCCACCCCGCAUUUGGCCCUAAGUCUAUUAUCUUCUUUUUCCUGGGAUAAUACAAUGCUGCUUAUCUGGCUCCCCUGCCUCUGUCUUACCCUGUCCCAAACACUUUCUACAUACAGCAUCUCAGAAGAGUCUUUUACAAAUAUAAUAUUCACUUCUCUGCUUAAGAUCAUUCCCAUUGCUCUUAAAUUCCAAAGUUCUUACUUGAACUUUCAUGAUCUAACUCCUGCCUUCUUCUUUAGCCUCAUCUCUGGAUGUCUACCUUUCCUCCUUUCCCUUGAACCUUCUAGAAUUUUAUUUUUUAAACAGUGAUUCCCAGACUUUAAGGUGUCAUAUACUAAUAGGUUUUAUUGUGUUGAUUUUUCAAAAAGAGUCAUUAAAAAAUACCAUCUACUAUCACCAUCAUUUCAUAAAAGAGGGGUCAUUUUAAUGCCAGAAAAUAAGAUGGUUAUAAAUUCAGUCAUUCAAGUUGAAUGACUUUUACCUUGAAAAGACCUCACACUGCUCUCAUUUCCCUAUUGACGAGUGAGAAUUUCACUGUGGGCCAUCAAAUAUCUGAGGACCUUUGUAUGGGGAACCUCUGCUGUAGAAUAGACCAUGCUCUCUUUUAACCUCAGGGUCUUCGCAUUUCCUUCUCUCAUCUGGAACUCUCUUUCCACUUUUUUUGCACCCUUUCACCUGAUCAACUCCCACUUACCCUAUAGGUCUCAGCUGAGAUGUUGCUUCCUCUAGGAUGGGAAGCCUCAGCACAGAACUUGUCAUGCCAUAUUAUAGAUGCCUGUGUUCCCUGCUGUCUUCCCACUAGACUAUAAGGUCUAUGAGAGUAGGUUCUAUGUUUGUUUUGUUUUCCAGUGCUUUCUCAGGGCCAAACACAUUCCCUAGAGCAUGGAGUUCAAUAAUUGUUUGUUGAAAUAUAUUGAAUAAGUGACAAAAAUAAUCAGUGACAUCAUGGUGAAAUAAUAGUUUUAAAUUUGAGUGAGUUAUGUAAUCUUGUAAUUAUUUAAUGCUAUUAUUCUUAGAUUUUAAUAGUGUAUUUUUCUUAUAUUUAUUUUUACCUUGUUACUGUAUUCUUUAAACAGUAAUAUCUCACUGGUCUGUAAAGUUUUCAAGUUGUAUUUAGCUUUAGUUACCUUUGAAAGAUAAAUAACUAUGAAAAAAAUCAUACAAUUAGGGCUAUAAUUUUAACUUCUUGUAUUCCCUAGAGGAUAUAUUUUAUAUGUAAGUUAAACUGUAAUGUAUUUAUAUUUAAUUGCAACAUCUUGUAUACAAGAUUUUAUUAUUAUUGUGUUGCACUCUUAGACGUGGUUAAAUGUAUUGUUACCUAAAAAUAUUACUCUAAUGAAUAAAAAAUCAUAUUGAGGUUAUAAGUCUGCUUUAUGAUACUUCAUACAUUAAACUUUUGC